AUGUUACAGGGUAAGGAUCCAACUGAUAAGAAUGAGACGAUAUUGAGAAAAGUAAAAUCCAAAGGUGCUAAAGGUUACACAGAUUUUAAAGAGCGUCUGAGAAAGACCUGGCAGACUGAACUAUUAGAGCUUAUAGUUUGCGCAGAAAAUGGACAGGACACAACAGAGAUAGAGAGUAAACUUAAGAAAACCGCAGUGUUAAGUCCAGAGUAUAUAAAACACAGAGGUGAAGUAAAAGAUGGCCUCUUUGAAUUCUACAAAACAAGACACAGUAAAAUUUUCCUGUCGCCUCUUUUUGAUGAAAAAGACACUCCGUUGGCUUCUUUCUAUAUCAGACCGGAACUGAGCUCAAUAGUCUCAAAAUCGACGAGAAAUGAUGAAAAUAUACCAGUUAAAUCAUUAUCGGAGUUGUUCAAAACUAAAACUAUAGAAAAUCGAGAAAUAUAUGUACUUGCUGAUGCAGGACUCGGAAAAACCGCAUUUUCAAAGUAUUUGGCUAACGUGUGGUGUCAAGCUCAUUGCCCGGAUGAAGACUUAAAUGAACUUUUGUUAAAGGAUGAUGUAGACUGUAUGCAAGAAUUUGAUUUCUUAUUCCUAGUCUUUUUGCGAGAUUCGGACGAUUUGUGCUCUAUAGAUGAGCUCAUAUUUGAAAAGAUUGUUUCAAAUUUGGGUCUUGAAGAAACGCUUUCCAAAGAUAUCCUGCUUAAAAUUUUAAAGAUUGAGAAAUGCUUAAUCAUACUUGAUGGACUGGAUGAAUGGACUCACCCCGAAAAGAAAUGUUACAGAUCGCCCCGAUCGAUCCCUCACAGGAAUGACCAAAAACAGUGUACAAUACUGACCACUACGAGACCAUGGAAAUUAGGAGUUUUGAAUCUUAAUUCAUGCCAAAUAGGAAAAACGGUAGAAAUUACACAAUUAAGUAACGACUCGGUCGUCAUGCUUAUAAGACGGAUAUUACAAAGAUUGAAAUCUCACAAGAAUAAGGACUUAUUAGACAGUGACGUCAGACAGUUCAUACAAACAAUCAAUAGGAGACAAAUCGCCGAGCUUGCUUUUGUGCCUCUUCUUUUAAUAUAUACUAUUUGUUUAUGGUGUGACGGUAUUCAAAUAGGAAAUUCAAAAUGUGAUCUGUAUAUAAAUAUAGUCGAGCUUCUUUUUUCGCGUGCGAUUCUGGUCCACGGGGAGCUUCAGCAAUCGUGGGAACUUUCUUCAAUUGACAUCCCAGAAUGCUUAGCUAAUUAUGAUAAUUGUAAGAAAUACUACCCACUCCUAAUGCAUUUAGGACAGUUAGCUUACAAAACAUUAUUCAAUGAAACAAAAGAAAACACGCUAGUAUUUGAUGGAUCAAUUGCUAGAAAGAAUCUCAUACCAGACGAGAUUAAAUUCGCCCUUCACUCAGGAAUGUUGUCAGAAAGUACAUCUAAAUCACUAACAAAAAAGUUUAGUAAAGUAUCGUUUUCCCACAAGACCGUUCAGGAAUUCUUUGCCGCCAUAUUUGUAAGUUUUCACAGUGAACCUCAGCAAACUGUUGUAGGAAAAUGUAUAAAUGUUCAAGACAUUCUGGACAUGUCAAAAAUUUGUGAAUUUAUAAGUAAAAUGAAUGCUGUCCUGAUGUGUGCAAUAUCAAAUGAUUUGAUGUCUGUGAUAAAUGAAGACGAGAAAACACGCGAAUAUAGAACUAGGACAGGUGCCGAGAGCAUGUACAAUAAUCCAUUGUAUAGCAUACAGGAAAUGUUCAUGUCGUGUUUACAAGAAAUGCCUGAAAGUAAAAAUAUUCAAUUAUGUUUACAAGAUUUCUUCAUUGACGAGGACACUGACACAGUGAGCAGUUACAACGUUUGUUAAAACAAAAUAAAACCAACAUAAAAUCACUUUAUUUAAACAUCAAAAGAACUUCCAGCAGUUUACGUGAAAUUGUAGAUUUGUUCUCUCUCACAGAUCUCAGUCAUAUACAGAAACUUUUCUAUGAUGGUGACCGGGAGAAGGAAGCUUGGAUAAACCGCAUGUUGUUUCCAAGUUUACAGGUUGUAACUUUGGUGUCUGGUAAAUGGACAUAUGAUGAAGACAAUCUAAGUGAAAACAUAGCGCGAUGCCAAAACUUACAAUACUUAUAUAUUGACUAUUUCAUGUUAUCUCACAAAAUACUGGAAACAUUUUUCAAUUUUAUCUCCGGUCAAAAAUCAAUGAAAGAGUUAACAUUGGUGUGUUUAGAAUGUAAAGAACAUGGCGACCACGAUUGUAUGAGAUGGAACUUGAAUUUGUCUCUACAUUCAACUCUAUCAAAGUUGUACUUGGAGACGUUACCUGCGAGGCUACAAUUAAAUAUAUCAACACCGUCAUUAGUUAAUGUUAGGUUGUGGAAUAUCAAUCUUGAUGAAAGUUCAUUGUUACUGUCACGUGACAUGUUGAAUAUUGAAAGUUUGGAGUUGAAGUAUAUUGAAAUGUCUGCAGGAAAUUUACAUAACUUAACUACCGUGCUGGAAAAUCUGCCGCAGUCAGUUUCAGUAGAAAUGUACGGCAUUACACCGCAAGCUGAAUAUGAACGUUUUAGAAACAAUAUUCGGAGUUCACAAACUUUCCAUGUGACAGUAGACAGCAGGUCAAUGCAUUUGAAACCAGACGGCAAGUGGUACUUUGAGUUUAACACAAUAAAACCAAGCAAAGUAUAGAAAAGAACAAACGUUGUAAAAUAUAUUGAAGAGAUUACUUCAAUUAUUUUAAAUGAUUAAAACUAUUUAAAUAUGGACACAUAGAAAGAAAACGGCGGCUCUUCAAACUUCAGUUCAAUUUUCAUUCAGGACAAACAUGUACUCCCGUUUACAAUUAAUACAUUAAGUGAUUUAAGAUUAAAAAAACCUGAUAAUUCAUGGACGUUUUAACAAGUUUUAGGGAACUCAAUGGAUACAAAAAGUUGAUUAUGAUAUGGAUAUGUU
Ruditapes philippinarum (Manila clam) is the source of this 2933-nucleotide messenger RNA. RefSeq lists its product as uncharacterized. The record is from RefSeq and is a predicted model, not a curated record. The coding region runs from base 1 to 1845 and encodes 614 amino acids. Lineage: Eukaryota; Metazoa; Mollusca; Bivalvia; Venerida; Veneridae. The transcript has 2 exons.